AUGCUGCAGAGUGAUAACUCUGCAGAGGGCUCAAGCCAUGAACCAAACCCAAACGCUAAUGUGAACAGAAGUGAAGUGUCGAAACUGACCCAACUGACCAAGUUCCGGGACUACACCUGCUCCUUCUGCUUCAAAUCUUUCUCAACAGCACAGGCCUUAGGAGGUCACCAGAAUGCUCACCGGAGUGAGAGAACGGAGGAGAGGAGACUCUAUAUCAAGGACCCCAUAGAUUAUCGUAACCGUGCCUUUCUCCGGUCAGUUAAACCUCUGAAAGUUGUCCCACCACCAGGUGUUUGCUACUCUAAGCUCAGCCUGCAGAUGGUUAAACCUGCGGCGGUGCUGCCUGAGCCAGAGGCUGAGACGCCCCCAGGGCUUCCACCCUCGACCCAUCUCAGUCACAGACCAAAUUCUCUGUAUGGGCAUGGGGAGAGUCCUUCCAUGGUUGGACCAAUGGCCGGAAAUGAGGUUCCAUACAGAGGUGUUCAUGGUUAUAAUCGCCAUGAUCAGCCAUAUCUCCGGCAAGUUUAUCAGAAACCAGUACCGUCCAUUGAUCUGAAUCUGGUUCCAAAGAGAAAAGUGGAAGCUGUGGUAGGAGGAGGAGGAGGAGAUGGUUGCAUUGAGGUCUAUUAUGGAGAGUCAAAACCUGGGGUCUUCAAUGGUGGCAAGGAUGAUCAUG
Ilex paraguariensis (yerba mate) is the source of this 676-nucleotide messenger RNA. The record is from the annotation of a GenBank genome assembly. NCBI's taxonomy places the organism in Eukaryota, Viridiplantae, Streptophyta, Magnoliopsida, Aquifoliales, Aquifoliaceae.